This is a messenger RNA of Dictyostelium purpureum, 1925 nucleotides long. RefSeq lists its product as uncharacterized. Gene Ontology annotation, cellular component: endoplasmic reticulum tubular network. Lineage: Eukaryota; Evosea; Eumycetozoa; Dictyosteliales; Dictyosteliaceae. The record is from RefSeq and is a predicted model, not a curated record. Gene Ontology annotation, biological process: endoplasmic reticulum tubular network organization. The transcript has 7 exons. Bases 1 to 1836 code for a protein of 611 amino acids.
AUGGGUAAUUUUUUCUCAAAAAAAAAUGACACAUUCGAAAAACAACUUUUAGAUAUGGAGUCCAAAAUUUUAAACAUGGAAACUAAAAUUAACAGCUCCAAAGCAUUCCACAAAGAUAUUAUUAGAAAAAUUGUUAUCUAUAGUUUCAUUGUAGAGUUUUUUAUAGUAUUAUUUUCUUAUGUCAAAUCCCGUUCAUCAAACACAUUUUCAGAAAAAUCUAUGUGUUAUUUAUAUUCUUUAUUAUUCCCUAUUUUAAUUUUAACAUUAACAAAAUCAUAUGGUUUCGUAUUUCAAUAUUCGAUAAAGAACUACGAAAACAAAUUAGAAAAAUUAAAAGUAGGUUUAGAAAAAAAAUUGGAUGACAGAAAGCGUGAAACCGAUUUUGAGAAUACAAAAAAACUUUUAGAUAAGUACGAAAAUAUAAUAAAGAAAAAAAAAAAUAAUAAUAAUAAUAGCAACAAUUCAAAUAGUAAUACAAUUUUACCAACUUUAAAUGGUAAAAGCAAUAUUUUAGCAAACAAUACAAAUAGAAACUCUAGGGCUCAACAACAGAAUCCACAACAACAAUACCAAAGAGCACAAUACUCACCUCCAUCUCACCCACAACAACAACAACCACAACAACAACCACAACUUCAAUUACAACAACAGCAACAGCAACAAAUGUUAAAUCCAAGGGCUCAACAAUUACAACCACACUAUACACAACAACCACAUCAUAGAGUUCAAUCAACAUCACAAAUUAGAGCAACUCCACAAAACCCUAAAGAUAAAUGGUGGUUUGACAAAUUAAUUGAUUUUUUAGUUUCAGAUGGUCCAACUCAUGGAUCACCAUUAAUUUGUGAAAAUUGUGGAACCAAUAAUGGUUAUGUCCCUCGUGAAGAGAUCCCAAGCAUUCAAUUCCGUUGUAUUGCAUGCAAAUUUUUUAAUUCUAAAAGUGAAAACAACGGCCACAAUAAUGGUUUAACAAAAAAUAAUAAUAUAGAUGGCAAUAAUAAUAAUAAUAACAAUAAUAAUAAUAAUAAUAAUAAUAAUAAUAAUAUAGAUAAUAAUAUAGAUAAUAAUAUUAUAGAUAAUAAUAAUAUAGACAAUAAUAACAAUAACAAUACUAUUAAUAGUACAGAUAAUAGUAUUGAUAAAAUUGAUAAUAAUAUAGAUGAUAAAAAAAAUAAAAAUACAAAUAGAAAUAUAAACUUUGAUUCAGAAUCAAAAGAGAAAAAUAGUUUAGAAAGAGACAAUGCAGACAAAUCUAAUAAUAGUUUAAACAAUAGUUUGGAUACAAGCCUCAACAACGAAGAUAGCUUCGACAUGAAUGAUACCAGUAUGGAAUCAACAUCAUCCAGUAGCAAGGGUAAAAAAAACUUUAUUCAAAUAAAUUUUGAUGGCUCGCUUAAGGGAAGAAAUAAAAACAUUCGUCCUGAUUAUGUUGUAGAUAAUGAAACUGGUGAAAGAUAUAAAUUUAUAUCUUAUAAUGGGGAUGAAAAAAUCAAUGUAAGAAAAGAAGAUAACUCAAAAUACUCUCCAUCAACAAAGGACAAAAAAAGAUUCUCUUAUUUUGUUGUUAAUCGUGGUGAUAGUUCUGAUGAAAGUGAUGCUAGUGAUUAUGAAAAUGAUGACCAAGAAACUAAUGCUGAGUUGCAAGCCGAUCUCGAUAUUAUGAUUUCAGAAUUUAAAGAAAAACUUAUGAUGCCUUUAGAUAAAAAGUUAAAAGAAAAAGAUAUUGAAAUUGCAAAAUUAUCAAAAGAAUUAGAAAAAUAUGUAAAAAAAGAGAACCAAAUAAAAGAAGUAAUAUAUAAACAAAAAGAAAAAGAUCAAAAGAAAGAUAAAUAUAGAUAAAUGAAGAAUCAAUUUUAUCUAAUUGAUAUUACCAAUAAAAAAAAAAAAAAAUAAAAAAAAAAAAUAAAAAAUAAAGUGAAUGUUAAACU